This is a messenger RNA of Merops nubicus (carmine bee-eater), 2718 nucleotides long. Its product is annotated as myosin heavy chain, skeletal muscle, adult-like. Lineage: Eukaryota; Metazoa; Chordata; Aves; Coraciiformes; Meropidae. The record is from RefSeq and is a predicted model, not a curated record. The transcript is spliced from 21 exons. Gene Ontology annotation, biological process: vesicle transport along actin filament; actin filament organization. The annotation marks the transcript as partial. Gene Ontology annotation, cellular component: cytoplasm; actin cytoskeleton; vesicle. Gene Ontology annotation, molecular function: actin filament binding; ATP binding; microfilament motor activity.
AUGUCAACAGACGCCGAGAUGGCCAUCUUUGGGGCGGCUGCUCCUUACCUCCGAAAGUCAGAGAAGGAGAGAAUCGAGGCCCAGAACAAGCCUUUUGAUGCCAAGUCAUCUGUCUUUGUCGUGCAUCCUAAAGAAUCCUUUGUGAAAGGGACAAUCCAGAACAAAGAAUCAGGGAAGGUCACUGUCAAGACUGAAGGGGGAGAAACCCUGACUGUGAAGGAAGAUCAAGUCUUCUCCAUGAACCCUCCCAAGUAUGACAAAAUCGAGGACAUGGCCAUGAUGACCCACCUCCAUGAACCCGCUGUGCUGUACAACCUCAAAGAGCGUUAUGCAGCCUGGAUGAUCUACCCCUACUCGGGUCUCUUCUGUGUCACCGUCAACCCCUACAAGUGGCUGCCGGUGUACAACCCGGAGGUGGUGUUGGCCUACCGAGGCAAGAAGCGCCAGGAGGCCCCUCCACACAUCUUCUCCAUCUCUGACAACGCCUAUCAGUUCAUGCUGACUGAUCGCGAGAACCAGUCUAUCCUGAUCACCGGAGAAUCCGGCGCAGGGAAGACUGUGAACACAAAGCGUGUCAUCCAGUACUUUGCAACAAUUGCAGCCAGUGGGGAGAAGAAGAAGGAAGAGCAGUCGGGCAAAAUGCAGGGAACACUUGAGGAUCAAAUCAUCAGCGCCAACCCACUGCUGGAGGCCUUUGGAAAUGCCAAGACCGUGAGGAAUGACAACUCCUCACGCUUUGGUAAAUUCAUUCGAAUCCACUUUGGUGCCACAGGCAAAUUGGCUUCUGCUGACAUUGAAACAUAUCUGCUGGAGAAAUCCAGAGUCACUUUCCAGCUCAAGGCAGAAAGAAGCUACCACAUAUUUUAUCAGAUCAUGUCCAACAAGAAGCCAGAGCUAAUUGACAUGCUUCUCAUUACCACCAACCCAUAUGACUACCAAUUUGUGAGUCAAGGGGAGAUCACUGUUGCCAGCAUAAAUGACCAGGAGGAGCUGAUGGCUACAGACAGUGCCAUUGACAUCCUGGGCUUCGCUCCUGAUGAGAAAACUGCCAUCUACAAGCUGACAGGGGCUGUCAUGCACUAUGGGAACCUGAAGUUCAAGCAGAAGCAGCGUGAGGAGCAGGCGGAGCCGGAUGGCACAGAAGUUGCUGACAAGGCUGCCUAUCUGAUGGGUCUGAACUCAGCAGAUCUGCUCAAGGCCCUUUGCUUCCCCCGAGGCAAAGUUGAGAAUUAAUAUGUGACCAAGGGUCAAACCGUGCAGCAGGUGAACAAUUCAGUGGGUGCCUUGGCAAAGGCUGUCUAUGAGAAGAUGUUCCUGUGGAUGGUUGUUCGCAUCAACCAACAGCUGGAUACCAAGCAGCCCAGACAGUACUUCAUUGGUGUCCUGGACAUUGCUGGCUUUGAGAUCUUUGAUUUCAACAGCCUGGAGCAGCUGUGCAUCAACUUCACCAAUGAGAAACUGCAACAGUUCUUCAACCACCACAUGUUCGUGCUGGAGCAGGAGGAGUACAAGAAGGAAGGAAUUGAAUGGGAGUUCAUUGACUUUGGGAUGGACCUGGCUGCCUGCAUUGAGCUCAUUGAGAAGCCCAUGGGCAUCUUCUCCAUCCUGGAAGAGGAGUGCAUGUUCCCCAAGGCAACUGACACCUCUUUCAAGAACAAGCUCUAUGACCAGCAUCUGGGCAAGUCCAACAACUUCCAGAAGCCCAAGCCUGGCAAAGGCAAGGCUGAGGCCCACUUCUCCCUGGUACACUAUGCUGGCACAGUGGACUACAACAUCACUGGCUGGCUGGAGAAGAACAAAGACCCCCUGAAUGAAACUGUCAUUGGGUUGUAUCAGAAAUCGUCUGUGAAGACACUGGCCUUACUCUUUGCCUCUGCUGGAGGAGAGGCAGAGGCUAGCGGUGGUGGUGGUGGUGGCAAGAAAGGUGGUAAGAAGAAGGGUUCUUCUUUCCAGACAGUCUCAGCUCUUUUCCGGGAGAACUUAAACAAGCUGAUGACCAAUCUACGCAGCACUCACCCCCAUUUUGUCCGUUGCAUCAUCCCAAAUGAAACAAAAACACCUGGUGCCAUGGAGCAUGAACUGGUACUUCACCAGCUGCGGUGCAAUGGUGUGCUGGAAGGCAUCAGAAUUUGCAGGAAAGGCUUCCCCAGCAGAGUCCUCUAUGCUGACUUCAAACAGAGAUACAAGGUGCUUAAUGCCAGUGCUAUUCCAGAGGGACAGUUCAUUGAUAGCAAGAAGGCUUCCGAGAAGCUUCUUGGCUCAAUUGAUGUGGACCACACCCAGUACAAAUUUGGCCACACCAAGGUGUUCUUCAAAGCUGGGCUGAUAGGUCUCUUGGAAGAGAUGAGGGAUGAGAAGCUGGCACAGCUCAUCACCCGUACACAGGCCAUGUGUAGAGGUUACCUGAUGAGAGUGGAGUACCAGAGAAUGGUGGAGAGGAGGGAGUCCAUCUUCUGCAUCCAGUACAAUGUUCGCUCCUUCAUGAAUGUGAAGCACUGGCCCUGGAUGAAGCUGUUCUUCAAGAUCAAGCCCCUGCUGAAGAGUGCAGAGUCUGAGAAGGAGAUGGCCAACAUGAAGGGGGAGUUUGAGAAAACCAAGGAAGAGCUUGCCAAGUCUGAGGCAAAGAGGAAGGAGCUGGAGGAGAAAAUGGUUUCUUUACUGAAGGAGAAAAAUGAUCUGCAGCUCCAAGUGCAGGCCGAAGCAGAUAGCUUGGCUGAU